Messenger RNA from Saitoella complicata NRRL Y-17804, 1622 nucleotides. RefSeq lists its product as uncharacterized. NCBI's taxonomy places the organism in Eukaryota, Fungi, Ascomycota, Saitoellomycetes, Saitoellales, Saitoellaceae. The coding region runs from base 116 to 1615 and encodes 499 amino acids. The transcript has a single exon. The record is from RefSeq and is a predicted model, not a curated record.
CUCACUCCAUUCAACGCUGGAGCUCACCCGGAGAUCCACCACCAUGUCAACUUUUGCAGCUUCAAUUGCAAUCCUGUAAACAUCUCCACUCACAUGCUGAAGUCUUGUCAGUCUGAUGUCGAAUGCUGAAGAACACGCACAUCGCCUGAAUGACCAGUCUGAUCCGACAGAGAUCUAUACGUUGUUCUCAUGUUCCAUUUGCUCGCAACGACUUGGAGACCCGGUAACCUGCGCAGGCUGCGGAGAAACAAGAUGUCGGGCGUGCUUUGCCCUAUCGACCUCACCGACGCCGCCGCAGAGACCUGAAGGGGAAGCUGCACCGCGGCGGGAUGAUGAGCAUACACAGCCGGACUCGGAGGCAACAGACCCUCCUGUCCAUGCAGAAGGGGUUCGAAUACCAUGCUGCUGUUCAGCACCCCAAUUUAAACGCGCCAAGCAGGAUGUUACGAUUCAUAACCUGCUCACCGCCAUUAUCCGAUCCAACCCUUGUGCUAUUAGUGGAGGUACCGGAACACUCAUGCGCGAUGCCCCGUCUAUCCCGAUAUCGUCUCUCAGGCCACUGUUAAAGCCUAAUCUCGAUUGCAGUGUCUGCUACGACAUUUUCUGUGAUCCCACAACUACUCCAUGCGGUCACAGCUUUUGUCGCGUAUGCCUUCUUCGUUCCAUGGACUACAGUACGAGUUGUCCAACAUGCCGAGCCUCAUUACCCUCUCACCGCGAUCCUCUCGCUAAAAACCGCAUGCUCGCUAAGGCUAUCAUGACGCUUUUUCCAACACAAGCUCGGGAAAGGUGCGAGGAUGUUCGGGCAGGUUUGGAGAUGCCCGCCAAUAUUUUGAAUGGUAACGAUCAGCAGUCAGAGUUGACAAUACCCCUUUUUGUGUGCGCUGUGGGUCUUCCGGAGAUGCCAACGUUUUUGCACGUUUUCGAGCCACGAUAUCGUCUAAUGUUGCGGCGCUGCCUCGAGUCGGACCGAAGAUUCGGGAUAGUUUUACCAUACAGACGCGUCGCCUGGGCAUCGGAUGAUCCUCCAGUGAAUGCCUACGGUCGUCUUCCUUGUAUGACAAAAGGCACAGUCCUAGAGAUUCGUGGCGUGGAGUAUUUGCCAGAUGGACGGAUGUUGGUUGAAAGUUUAGGAGUGGAUAGGUUCACGAUAAGGGAUUGGGCGUGGCAUGACGACUAUCUUAUUGGACGUAUCCGUACGUUCACCGACCUUGUGGCAGCUGAGCAGGCGAGGCUUGAGUUGGAGGAUAUUGCGGUAAACGUUGCAUCAGGCUUGUUACCAGGCGCCGAUUCCGACAAUUCCACAGCUAGUACGUCCAUAGCUGCCUUGCCAACGCACGCACUGAUCUCGCUUGCCGCACGGUUUGUUUCGCAAGUACACAACGCUUCAGCGCCGUGGUUGUCUUCGAGCGUGGUGACUGCGUAUGGUCCAGCACCUCUUGAGGAUGCCAGUAAAUUUUCUUGGUGGUGUGGAGCUGUGUGGCCUGUGGACGAAUGGGAAAAAUGGCGACUGCUUGACGAAACAUCUGUGCGAGGACGGAUGAAAAUUGUGGUGGGAUGGAUGGAGGCCAUGGAGGGAUCUCGAUGGUGGGGAGGCGGAUGUCACAUCAGUUGAAACGUGA